UACUACUGCGCUAUUCUUGACAGCGACGCGAGCUCACCCUCUCAAACGUGCAAUUCAACAAGCUGAGAAGACUUUUCAUAUUUGUCAAAGUCCGCCAUGAAAGCCAUCAGUCCCGUUCGCUCAGGGAGGAGCUGCUACAAGGCCGUGUGCUGCAUUUCGGAGCACAGCGUGGCUAUCGGCCGGACGGCGAAGCAGCAACAGCACGCGUGCGUGGAGGUUCAGGCUGGCGACAUGAACGACUGCUACUCGCGGUUGGCCGCGCUGGUGCCCAGCAUCCCCCGCAACAAGACGGUGAGCCAGGUGGAGAUUCUGCAACACGUCAUCGACUACAUCUUCGAUCUACAGAUCGCCUUGGAGGCCGAAGAGACCCCGAGGCUCUUGUCGAUAAAGACUGCUGACCUGACCAGAACUUUCUCCAAAGAUGAAGGGCGUUUGUGCCAUUAGGAUAUAUCAUGUCUGAUUAUGGUGCAGGGAAACACAUGUCUCCACUUCACUGCAGGCCAGAAGAGCACAAGCGGUGGGGGGAAGGGGGGGGAGAGAGGGUGGGUUAGGUAUGCAGAAGAGAUGGAAAGCGCUGAUUCUUUUUCUGCUCGCUCCGUCCGGGAUGGACACAUCAACACACCAAAGCUUCAUCAGGCCAGGCCUCCAUUUUGGACCCAUUCUUCUUCUGCACCUUCAAAUAUUUGCAUUCCAGCUGUCACCCGUAUUUCUUUUCUCACCUCCAUAGAACACGUGUACAUAUCUAUUCGGUUUGUAUGCGAGUUUUUUUUUUUUUUAGAUCAUAACAAUCCAGAAACUCUAUAAUAGAGUUACUUGUAAGAUGUCUGUGGGGAUUGUUGUGUUAUUUCCACAGAUGAUAAUCUACUGAGUUUCAUAAACUCGUUAUUGUAAAGUUUGUUGUGUGUAUUACGUAUGAUGUUAUGUCAUUAAAUAAACAAAGUUUAAAACAAACAAAA
Molecule: messenger RNA, 956 nt
Organism: Hippocampus zosterae (dwarf seahorse)
Lineage: Eukaryota; Metazoa; Chordata; Actinopteri; Syngnathiformes; Syngnathidae
Gene: id3
Product: inhibitor of DNA binding 3
Exons: 3
Coding region: 97-444 (115 amino acids)
Biological process (GO): negative regulation of transcription by RNA polymerase II; circadian regulation of gene expression; cell differentiation
Cellular component (GO): cytoplasm; nucleus
Molecular function (GO): protein dimerization activity; transcription regulator activity
Source: RefSeq, a predicted model, not a curated record